UUCAUGCGGACGAAUUCGUCCGCUAGUUUGAUAUAAAGUCCUCCAAGGCACGCUACGAUACCAUACGAUACUGUUCGCUUUGGAUGUCGGUGUAUGAUAACUGGCCAAGUGUGUGUUGUCUACGAGUAUAUAAACUGAAGAUUCCUUCAGUUGAUACCAGUAGUCUGUCUACUGUCACCGGACAUCCAUCGUCUGAUAUGAUGAAGAUGAAAUGAAUUCAAUGAUGAAGUCUGUCACUGUAAAGCUGAGUGUUCACAUAUUAAAUCACGCACAAUUUGGAAAUAAAUGCAAAUGGAUAUUGUAAAACUGCUCGUAAUUUAAGCAGCCUUAGAAUGUCAAAUAAUCUCAAGAGGUCACAUCAAUAUUUCGUAAAGCAGAUGACAUUUAAAAUACAACAAUUAGAAUGUAAAAAUGUUGUAAACAUAGGUAAUAUAAUUUUAAUAUUAGAUAAUAAUUUAUGAUGUCAUAAUUUAAAACAACGAUAGAUAUGCAAAACUCAGAAGAGCUCAUAGAACGGGGGCCUGCGAUGGCCAGACCACAUUUUAUGAAGGCUGUGAAUCUGUCAGUCUCUUGCCAUAGGUUAGAGUGGUAGCCAAUUAUGGAAUUAACUACGAGUAAGACCGUGAUGGCUUUACAAGUUAGCAGGUUUUAAGGGUCCAGAUUCUCAGUUAUCCCACUAAAAUUAGAUAUUUAUGCCACUGUAAUGUAAUGAAGGUGUUUGUAGCAUUUAGUGAUUUUUGUGCAAUGAGGCGAAACCGAAUUGUUAAUGGUUAUUUACGUGCAUUGGCGUAAAUAUAAUACAAUACUUUUUCUAUGAUCAUGAUAAAAUAAAUAAAAGAAUAAACAAAACUUGGAGUAUGGAAUCUUGAAACCUUCCAAUACCAUCACGAUCCAAACUCUAUAAUUGACUACCGUACCUACUUACCUAUGGACUCUUUUUGGACCAAGGCGCUUUUUGUUUUGUUUAGAAUCCUCGUGACUUUAAUAUUAAGUUAUCCACCAAUUAUUAUCACCAUUUUCAAACAAUAUUAUGACGUUUAGACGACUGACGUUUCGAAAGUGCUUGUAGCCUUGAAAUAAAUGAAAUUUGACCUUUGACUAGAAGGAUAGCCUAACAAACUCACAGCUUACAUAAAAUGAAGUCUGGCUACCACAGACCAUCUAUCACGGAAGAUCGUGAUGUUAAUAUACUUCAAAAAUAUAUAAAUGAAGCUUCCAAUAAACAUCCCGAGCCACUCAGUCGCGAUGUUAAUAUUAAGAAGACUUAUUGUUUUAUUAUUUUUGUUACAAUUUAUCUUAUUUACAAAUGGAAACGAAGUAAAUAAGUUUCGUAAUGAAAAAAUUGUUCUCGUUGCACCUAUAUUGGCACCGAAUAAAAACUCGCGGUCAAGAGUAGUGGAAACUGCCAAGGAUUUUCCUGUUGUGAGACUGAUAACCACGGAUAAAGCGAAAACAUACUCAUCCGCACGCACGGCAGAACCUCAGCCUAUUUAUGUCGAAAAACUUGAAGAUCAGAUUAACAUACGAAGAAGACAAUCCGGUUCCCAUUAGUUUUUUAACGCCUGCGUUAUCUACAAUACCUUUGUUUAAAAAAUCUCGCUAAAGGUUACGUCUACAUGAUCGGUCCAACGCAUGCGCUGAAAAAACGAGAUGUUUAUAGUAUUGAUACUGUAAUACCUGGUGUACAACCAAAAGAAGAAACAGUAAUAAUUGUACCAAACACAGGUGUAAACAGUUAUCCUUAUAACAAAUACUAUCCAGGGAAUCCGGCUUCUCGCUACGGAGCAAAUACGGGAACUACUGUCAUUGUUAGUAAUCCAGAUAGCAAUUACGAUAGCGUCCAUGGAGGAAAAUAUUUGCCUAAUAACUACGCAAAUAAAUAUGGUUAGAUAAAUCAUAAAGUUGCCUUUAGAACAGUGUAAAAGAAACGUGUUUUAUUACUUAACAAUAUUUUUAUAACCCUAGUCCCUACCAUAUUUUAAUCUAGCGCACGCCUGCGACUUCGUCCGUAAAGAAAACCCUACGAAUUGUA
Messenger RNA from Bicyclus anynana (squinting bush brown), 2032 nucleotides. RefSeq lists its product as uncharacterized. Lineage: Eukaryota; Metazoa; Arthropoda; Insecta; Lepidoptera; Nymphalidae. The record is from RefSeq and is a predicted model, not a curated record. The transcript is spliced from 6 exons. Bases 1617 to 1889 code for a protein of 90 amino acids.